Messenger RNA from Gaeumannomyces tritici R3-111a-1, 363 nucleotides. RefSeq lists its product as hypothetical. The record is from RefSeq and is a predicted model, not a curated record. The transcript is spliced from 4 exons. Lineage: Eukaryota; Fungi; Ascomycota; Sordariomycetes; Magnaporthales; Magnaporthaceae. The coding region runs from base 1 to 363 and encodes 120 amino acids.
AUGUUAAUGUUUCCUAUCAAAUUGUAUGCAAUUUAUAACAUUUUAAAAUAUAUAUAUUUAUACUCUGUUCUGUUUAUAAGAAAGACCUCAAUGCUACUGCUAAGAAAUGUAGCUUUAAAAAAGCGUUAUUGCUUCGGGGUAAUUCCGGCGAUUGCCGUUAAUAAACGAAAGUUUGGCCAGCCGGCCCGGUAUUUGGUUGCUUUUAUUAAAGUAACGGUGCUUUUUGUAUUUGCUAUUCGGGUAUUUGUAGUUUUGUUAAGGGUAAGUAAUUGUAUUUGGAAACGCUUGGUUGUACCUUUUUUUUUUUGCUUCCGGCCAUUUCCAAUUUUACUUUUAAUUUUAAUCGGUUGCAAUGUUAAUUAA